This is a messenger RNA of Symbiodinium necroappetens, 387 nucleotides long. Lineage: Eukaryota; Dinophyceae; Suessiales; Symbiodiniaceae. The record is from the annotation of a GenBank genome assembly.
GAUCUCAUCGAGCUCCAAUCUGCCGCAGAAGUCCGGGCGAGCGCGCUGGUGCAAGGUCCGCUAGUUUUCGGCUUCUUCCUGGAGCAGUUGGGGCGAGGGACGCUGAAGCCUUUGGCCGACAUCGGCGGGCGGCUCCUUGAGGAUCGUCUUCAGAGGAACCAGCAAAGCUCGGCAGAGGAAGUCAACCAGUUCGUGACGCACCUGCAGUUCAAGCCCACGAUGAAGUUCAGCCCUGGGGUGCUGAUCUUUCUCUUGGAGCAGGCGGUCCUGGAGCUCUGGAAGUUUAUCCUGGACCUCUUCAGCAGGCUGCAGCCUCCGAUGCAGACGGCUCUUAUGGCCACAGACGAGCCCCCGGUGUACUGCAUGUGGAAGCUUUCACUGUUUUGA